Lycium barbarum (goji berry) is the source of this 1256-nucleotide messenger RNA. RefSeq names its product delta(12)-acyl-lipid-desaturase-like. Lineage: Eukaryota; Viridiplantae; Streptophyta; Magnoliopsida; Solanales; Solanaceae. The coding region runs from base 105 to 1256 and encodes 383 amino acids. The transcript has a single exon. The record is from RefSeq and is a predicted model, not a curated record. Gene Ontology annotation, biological process: lipid metabolic process. Gene Ontology annotation, molecular function: oxidoreductase activity, acting on paired donors, with oxidation of a pair of donors resulting in the reduction of molecular oxygen to two molecules of water.
CAAAAAACUAAACCAUAUGUUCAGAAUUACAAUAGAUGAACCAUGAUUUGAAGCAGAUUAAACUUAAUUGUUGCAGUUAGGAUUGAAGAGGCAGUAGAACAAAAAUGGGAGGAGUUGGCAAUAUGUCUAAUACAACAACUAGAACUGAACAAAAGAGAAAUCCUCUCCAAAGAGUGCCAAUUUCAAAGCCCCCUUUUACACUUGGUGACAUCAAGAAGGCCAUCCCUCCUCACUGCUUUCAACGAUCUCUCUUUCGCUCCUUCUCCUAUCUUGUUCAGGAUCUCAUAUUGGUCUACAUCUUCUACUAUAUUGCCACCACUUACAUCCACGUCCUUCAAUCCCCGUAUUGUUACCUAGCGUGGUCUGCUUACUGGUUCAUUCAAGGUUGUGUUUGCGUUGGAAUAUGGGUGAUUGCCCAUGAAUGUGGUCACCAGGCCUUCAGUAAAUACCCUUGGAUAAAUGAUAUUGUUGGUUUUAUCCUCCAUUCUGCACUUUUAACGCCGUACUUCUCAUGGAAGUAUAGUCAUCGCCGUCACCACUCCAACACUGGUUCCCUUGAGCAUGAGGAAGUGUACGUGCCUAAGCUUAAAUCCGAUCUAAGAUGGUACUCCAAAUAUUUGAACAAUCCACUAGGACGAGUGAUCGCACUUUCCAGCACCUUUACUCUUGGCUGGCCUUUGUACUUGGCCUGCAAUGCCUUAGGUAGACCUUAUGAUCGCUUUGCAUGUCACUUUUAUCCAUACAGCCCGAUAUAUAGUGAUCGUGAGAGGCUACAGAUAUACAUGUCAGAUGUAGGUGUGAUUGCAACUACUUAUGUGUUGUCUCGCGUUGCUUUUGCACGAGGCCUAGCUUGGGUUGCAUGCAUCUAUGGGGUCCCCCUCCAAAUUACAAACGGCUUUAUACUGUUAAUCACAUUUUUGAACCAUACUCACUCUUCAUUGCCACAUUAUGAGUCAUCGGAGUGGGAUUGGUUAAGAGGAGGCCUAGCUUCUGUAGACAGAGAUUUUGGAAUGCUAAAUAAGAUCUUCCACAGUGCAACACUUACUCAUGUUUUGCAUCAUUUGUUUCCAACUAUGCCACAUUAUCAUGCAAUUGAGGCAACUAAAGCUAUGAAGCCAUUACUAGGAGAAUACUACAAAUUUGAUGGUACCCCGAUUUUAAAGGCAGUGUGGAGAGAUUUAAACUUGUGCAUUUAUGUGGAAAAGGAUGAAGGAUCUCAAGAGAAAGGUAUUUUUUGGUAUAGAAACAAGUUCUAA